Apus apus (common swift) is the source of this 1713-nucleotide messenger RNA. It is a transcript of the gene TLR5, whose product is annotated as toll like receptor 5. NCBI's taxonomy places the organism in Eukaryota, Metazoa, Chordata, Aves, Apodiformes, Apodidae. The record is from RefSeq and is a predicted model, not a curated record. Gene Ontology annotation, molecular function: protein binding; transmembrane signaling receptor activity. Gene Ontology annotation, cellular component: membrane. Gene Ontology annotation, biological process: toll-like receptor signaling pathway; immune response.
CAUUAAAGGGACUAAAAUAAAUUAUUUAACUCGCAUACAAUGGGUUUGGGAUUUGGUUUUAACAACUUAAAAAAUACAGAUAAUUAUAUGUUUGCAGGAGAAGCAAGAAGUGAUCUUGAUAUUUCACAAGGCUACGUUUUCUCUCUCAAUUCUUUAAUCUUUCAAAGUCUUGGUAAUCUAGAAUUGCUGAACCUUCAGAACAAGAUAAAUCAAAUUCAAAGGCAAGCAUUUUUUGGCUUGGGAAACCUAAACACCCUCAAUCUUUCAAGUAAUCUUUUAGGCGAGUUGCAUGAUUAUACUUUUGAGGGUCUACACAGUGUAACGCACAUUGAUUUACAGCAAAACCAUAUUGGGAUGAUUGGUGAGAAAUCAUUCAGUAACUUCAAUGCCAUUAAAAAACUCCCUUCCUUUCCACAUCUGAUGUCUGCCUUUUUAGGUGACAAUAAGCUAAUGUCUGUAGUUGGCAGAGCAAUAGCAGCAACACACAUUGAAUUAGAAAGAAAUUAGUUGGCAAACCUGGGUGACCUGUAUAUUCUUCUCUAAGUUCCAGAUGUGCAGUAUAUCUUCUUAAAACAGAAUUGCUUCUCUUACUGUGUGAAAAGUAGUAACAUUUUAAAAAAGUUAAUCUAUAUGGAUCUAAGUGAAAAUAUGUUACAGCUUGUGUGGGAGACAAAUUUAUGUUCGGAUGUGUUCAGUGCACUGUCCAAACUUCAGGUUCUACAUCUGAAGAACAACUACCUUAGUGCUCUUCCACAGGAGAUUUUUAGAGGUCUAACAUCACUAAAAGGACAUAAUCUAGCUUCCAACCUACUGUCUCACCUUUCUCCUGUGCUUUUUCCACAAAGCCUAACAAACCUAAACUUAUCUGAAAACCAGCUUUUUUCCUCCUAACCCAAAGUCUUUAUGACUUUGAGUAUUCUGGAUAUAACACAUAAUAACUAUGUCUGUGAUUGCAAUUUAAAGAGCCCACUAGUGUGGCUAAAUGAAACCACCUGCAUUUGCAGGGUGCUACUGUUGUCUCUGAUAUAUGAUGGCUGCAAUAAGAUUAACUCCAUCACACUCAGAUUCUCAGUAUUCAUCUUCACCUUUGUCACUCUUCUAAUGUUUCUGAUGGCAAUCAUUAUUUUUAUUCGCUGUCAGGGAAUCUGUUUCAUCUGGUAUAAAACUCUCACCCAAAAAAUUAUAGAUAUGCACAAGUAGCAGAUAAAAAUGAAUAAAUAUGCAUAUUUGUGCUACAGCAAAAAUUACUUUGAAUGGGUCCAGAAUUCUUUGCUUAAGCACCUGGAUUCACACUAUGUUGAUAAAAAGAUAUUUAUUUUGUGCUUUGAGGAAAGAGAUUACUUGCCUGGGAAGGAACAUAUCAACAAUAAUUGUGAUGCCAUUUGGAGCAGCAGAAAUAUAAUCUGCAUUGUGACCAGGCAGCUUCUCAAAGAUGGGUGGUGUGUGGAAGCCUUUAAUUUUGCCCAGAGCAGGUACUUCAGUGAUCUAAAAGAUGUCCUCAGUAUGGUAGUGCUUGGUCACUUCCUCAAUAUCAACUGAGGAAACACAAACCAAAUUUUUUUACAAAGAAGUUGAUAUUUGCAGUGGCCUGAAGAUUAUCACAAUGUAGACUGGCUUUUAAAUAACCUGUCUUGCCAAAUUCUGAAGGAAAAAAAAGUGCAAAGGAAAGCCAGGGAUACAGAGCUGCAGACUGUAGCAGCACUCUCGUGUUGA